Molecule: messenger RNA, 6390 nt
Organism: Rotaria socialis
Lineage: Eukaryota; Metazoa; Rotifera; Eurotatoria; Philodinida; Philodinidae
Source: the annotation of a GenBank genome assembly
AUGUCCAGUGUAUUGAUGCCUCACUUGUUACUACAUCAUCAUCGUCAUCAUCAUCCUCCACCACCACCACCACCACCGCCGCCACCAUCACUCACAAUUCCAUUAAUUGAACCAGUACCACCUAUUCCACCACGUACUCAUUCACGACCAUCAUCAAGACAACAACAACAGCCACAAUCGCAAACAGUUCUAUCAGCAUCUAUUCGUAAAACUAAUAAUACUAGUUCGUUUCGACCUGAUGAUUUACCGUCGCCUGAUCGUGAAUGGCAAUUACUUGAAAAUAUUGGUGAUGGUACAUAUGGUGAAGUAUUUCGUGCAAGAAAUAUUCGAAAUCCAGAUUUUAAUGCUGCUGUAAAAAUCAUGCAUCCAACAGAUGAAAUCCUUGAAGAAAUCGAACAAGAAUAUCGUGUUCUCCUUGAACUAUCAAAUCAUGAAAAUCUUUGUCGUUUCUAUGGUGCUUAUUUAAAACGUGCCCCACCUCCUCCACCACCACCACCACCACCACCACCUCGAAAUCCAACGGAUCCAUCACAGCUUCUCAUCGAUAAAACAAGUCUUCUUUCAGUUGAAACUAAUGCUAUAACUAAUCUUGUCAAUCAAUCAGGCACAUCUAUGCCAUUACCAAUUGAUCAACUAUGGUUGGCCAUGGAAUUGUGUACUAGUGGAAGUGUUACUGAUCUAGCAAAAGCAAUACUAAAAGCAAAUCAACGUUUGGAUGAAUCAAUUAUUGCUUAUAUUAUACGUGAAACAUUAAAAGCUCUACAUCACCUCCAUUCAAAUAAUGUGGUUCAUCGUGAUGUCAAAGGUCAUAACAUUUUAAUCACAGGUGAUGGUCAUAUUAAAUUAAUUGAUUUUGGUGUAAGCGCCUAUUUAAAUCCAACCAAUGGACGGCGUAAUACUUCUGUUGGUACACCAUUUUUUAUGGCACCCGAAGUUAUUGCUUGUGAAAGGCAAAUGGAUUACGAUUAUGAUACACGUGCUGAUGUUUGGUCUACGGGUAUUACAGCUAUUGAAAUUGCUGAAGGUGAACCUCCACUUGCUGAUAUGCAUCCGAUGCGUGCACUUGUAUCCAUUCCUCGAAAUCCUCCACCAUGUUUACGUCAACCACAAGAAUGGUCCAAUGAGUUCAAUGAUUUCAUUCGACAAUGUCUAAUAAAAGAUUUCGAAGCAAGACCAACAGUAACAAAUAUGUUAUCUCAUCCAUUUAUAGUACAACUGCCAGCUGAUGGUUUUGAUGCUCGUCGUCGUAUCCUACAAAUUAUUCAUCGUUAUAAACGUUGUUAUGAUUUAUCUGGUAAGAAAUCUCGUGAAACAUGUGGCGUUAAAAAUGGACAUAUUCGAGGAAAAUCAGAAACAUGUUCAUCUGUAACUAUGGAUACAAAAACAAAGCAGUCCGUACCUUAUUCGCCCGUUGUUGAACCUCUUGUUCCACCACCGAAACGUAUUACACAUGUUAUCGGAAAACCAUAUCAUCCACCACAUCAAAUUAAUGAAAAUCAUAAACGUAUAGUUGAAAAUACAUAUCAUAACAAUGAUUUAAAUGCACAAAUACAGCAACCACAAAAUCAAGUAUAUAAAACAAAACGAAAAUCUCAAUCAAGACGACAACAAAAACAAAUUCAAAAACAAAUGAAUCAACAAAACGGUAAUGACACUUCAUUGCUACAAGAUAGUUCUAUGUCAUCGUCAUAUGACGAGAGAUCUGUUCGGCAUCCAUCAUUAACAAAAAAAUUUAGUAAUACAAAUUUUUAUAACUCAACAUAUGAAUCAGCCUAUCCCAUUAAUUCAUCAUGUAUGACAAAUGAUUUACCAUUAUGCAUACAACCACCGAUUCCAUUUUCAACCGAUGAUCUUGCACAAUUGGAAACAUUGGAUGAACAAUCAAUAAUAACUUAUAUGUAUAAUCGAUUUUUAGCCAAUCAAAUUUAUACAUAUAUUGGUGAUAUACUUGUCGCUGUAAAUCCAUUUCGUUCAUUACCAAUUUAUGGUAAAGAUGUUAUGAUGCGUUAUCGUUCGAGUGUUAAAAGUGAACAAGUUCCGCAUAUCUAUGCUUUAGCUGAUUUUACUUAUCAAGCAAUGUUACACGAUUUAGAACAUCAAUAUAUUGUUAUAUCAGGUGAAAGUGGUUCAGGUAAAACACAGUCAGCUAAUUUUCUCGUUAAACAAUUAACAUUUCUUGGUAAUGCACCAAAUAAAAGUUUACAAGAAAAAAUUCUUCAGAUCAACCCAUUAAUCGAAGGCUUCGGUAAUGCACGAACAAUUAUAAAUGAUAAUUCAUCUCGUUUUGGAAAAUAUCUUGAAAUGUUAUUUACAAAACAAGGACGUGUGACAGGCGCACGUUUAUCAGAAUAUCUAUUGGAAAAAACACGUGUUGUAAAUCAAGGACGCGCUGAAAGAAAUUUUCAUAUAUUUUAUUAUUUAUUUCAUGGUUUAGCAUCAUCAAUGCCAAAUGAUGCAAAAUCAUUUUAUCUGUCAACAAAUCAUACUUAUCGUUAUUUAACCACUGGUCUACAAGAUGAUCGUGAUUUAGCUGAAAGUUUUAAAUCGAAAUUUUCCACAAUUGAAAAAUGUUUUGAAAUUAUUGGCUUUCAAUACGAUGAAGUCAAAUCAAUUUAUCGAAUAUUAGCUGGUCUUUUACACUUAGGUAAUAUAAGUUUUCAUCAAAAUGAAGGACAUUUUAUUGAUGGUAAAACAUGUGUAACUGAUCAGCAUUUAUUACGAAUUGUUUGUGAACUAUUUGGUGUUGAUAUUGCAGAAUUUGAUUUAGCAUUAACAACAUGUAAUAUAGUUACACGUGGAGAAACAAUUCAACGUUCAACAACAUUACAAGAAUCACAAUCGACCAGAGAUGCCAUGGCAAAAGCUCGUAAGUUGAAAAUUAAUGAACAGGCAACUCGGACUUCUUUUUCUUCUGUUUUAGUUUAUAAUCGUUUAUUUUCUUGGAUUGUUAAUCGAAUAUCAGCACUUCUUGCACCGACAAAAGAUACUAUAAAUCCAAUAGCGGAUGAUGAAUCAAGUAUACAUUCUGCUCACGUCUAUAAUGCAAAUAAUAACAAUAACAAUAAUAAUAAUGAUGAUGAUGAUGAUCAACGAGAUGAAAGUGAAAAUGAAAUUGAUGAAAAUAUUUAUCAAGAAAAUACUUGUGAUCGACCCUCAACAAUCAUCACAUCAUAUCCCAUGCAACAAGCAUUUAAUUACUUAGAUAUGUCAUCGUCGUCAUCCUAUUUACUUCAGUUACCUUCAUCAGAAUUCGAUGAUAAUCUUUUAAAUACAAAUAACAAUAAUAAUAAUAAUAAUACGAAUAAUAACAAUAACAAUAAUACAAAUAAUACUCCAUUACCAACAGGCAAUCCAGUCGAUAAUCAUCGACCAUCAGAUAUAAUCAAUGAUUUAAAUAAUAAUAGAAUAAAUCUACCAUUAAAUAAUACACCAAUUAAAAAUUUAAUUGAAAAUUGGUCUAAAAUUGUUGCAUCAUCAUCAUCGAAUUGGUUACAAAUAGUUGAACAUAAAUCAAACAAUAAUAUUUUUUCAAAUAAAAUGAUUCCCGCAUCUCAUUCACGUUUUAAUUAUGCAAAUCGUGCUACAAGUGAAAACAAUUUAGCUUUGAGAAAAAAAUCUGUUGAAAACAAUGCUAAAAAACAUCAUCAAUCAUCAAAUAAUCUUCAAAUGAAUAAAAAAAUGCUUCCAUCGCCACUAUUACCUAGUCUAUCAGCAUUUCAACAAAAAUCUUCAUCAAUAAACCAAACAAAAUUUGAUGUCAAUGCGUCGAAAUGUUCCAAUAAGAAAAAUUCUAAUGAAACAAAUACAAAUGAUAGUGAAUUUGAUGCACUUAAAAUAACUAUUUUAGAUAUAUUUGGUUUUGAAAAUUUUUCAACAAAUACUUUUGAACAAUUAUGUAUUAAUAUCGCCAAUGAGCAAAUUCAAUAUUAUUUUAAUCAACAUGUUUUUGCAUGUGAACGACAAGAAUAUAUCAAUGAAAAUUUAAGUGUUUUACCAUUACCAGCCAAAAUUGAUUUUACUUUCUAUGAUAAUCGGCCAUUACUUGAAAUGUUUCUUAAUAAACCAGUUGGUAUAUUAGCAUUAAUCGAUGAAGAAAGUCGUUUUCCAAAAGCUACCGAUUAUACAUUAGUUGACAAAUUAAAUGCAAAUUUUUCUAAUUCGCCAUUAUAUAUUCGUUCGAAAUCAAGUUUUUCUUCUUGUUCACAAUAUUCAAUAUCAUCAUCAACACUUCAAUCUAUUCCAUCAUUUUCAAUAAUUCAUUUUGCUGGUCAAGUUCAAUAUGAUGCUCGUGGUUUUCUGGAAAAAAAUCGUGAUUAUCUAGCACCAGAAAUUAUUCAAGUUCUGCGUUCAUCACGUGUUCAGUUAGUUAGUUCAUUAUUUCAAUUGCCAUUAACAAAAACAGGUGCAUUGCAAGAAAAUUCAAAUGAAAAUUAUCAUUCACCCACUAUUGAGCCAUCAACAACUACUACUUUUGACUUGAAUAGUACAUUGAUACCAGUCAAUGCAAGUCACAACCGUGUACAAGCAACUGUUAGUACUUAUUUUCGUUAUUCAUUAGCUGAUCUUUUUUCAAAGAUGGUUCAUGGUUCACCAAAAUUUGUUCGCUGCUUUAAACCAAACAAUGAUCGCGUACCAGGUUGUUUUGAUGCUCCAACGGUUCUUGAGCAAUUGAAAUAUAGUGGAAUAUUAGCUGCUGCUAAAAUUCGUCAUUAUGGAUUUUCACAUCGUAUACCAUUUGCAAAUUUUAUUCAACGUUAUUCUAUUCUUGCCUAUCCAAUGAAUAUUGAUUUAACAUUAACACGUGAAACAUGUGAAAACAUUUUAUAUAAGUUAAAAAUGCAAAAUUGGACAACGGGUAAAAGUAAAGUAUUUUUAAAAUACUAUCAUGCUGAACAACUAUCACGUCUCUAUUCGGAUAUGAUACGUGCAAUAGUAACAAUACAAUCAUAUGUUCGAAUGCGUUUAGUACGUUCACGUUUUAAACAACGUCAAUAUAAACAUUCGAAUGAUAUGAUUAUACAAGAACUUCAUCGACAUCCAAAAUUUUCACGGUCAAAUAUUGAUGAUGAACAAUUAACAAAAGAAAAAGCUAUUAUUCAUAUUCAAUCAUGUAUACGUGGUUAUUUACAACGCUAUCGUUUCAGACGAAUGAAAAAUAGAAAACCAAAAGCAACAAAAUCCUAUGAAACAGCAGCAGCAAUCAUUCAAAAAUGUUACCGUGGUUUUGUUGUACGAAAAGCAUAUCAUAUUUAUCGCCAACGUCUUAAUACACAAAUAUUAUGUUUUUUACAGCAUAUUGAGUUGAUUAGUAAUGAAUUUUUUACAAAAACUGUUAAAACAAAUUAUUCAGUGCCAUUUAAAAACCUUGAACCUCGACCAAUCAAUAUGUUUCUCAAUAAAACAUUUACACAAAGAAUUUCUCAAUAUUUAUUUCCACCAUCUCCACCAUUGCCAGUACCAUCACCGUUUUCCAUGUUCUCACCUCCAUUACCACCGCCGGAUGCACCUACUUUAAUAAGACCAUCAAUGAUAACAUCGUCAAUUGCUCUUCCACCCCCACCGCCGUCAUUAUUUCUUGCUAUAAGACCAUCACCACAAGCUCGCCAUCAAGUAAUAACAACAAAUCGAUCACCAUCACCACCAACAGCUUCCAAAUUUGCUCAAGUCAGAGAUAUAUUUGCUCGUGCCGAAGCAGCAGCGGUUGCAGCUAAUGCACAUAAUUUUCAUUCUCAUCUUCAUCAUCAAGUUCCAAUCAAAACACAUAACCCAAAUCAACAUAUACCUUUAAUAAAUUCUUCAUCACAUCAAGUUUUACCUAUUGAAAGAAAUCGUAGUCCUAAACCAGUAACUGUUCUAAGUGCUGUACAAGAAUAUCAAAGACAACAUAUCAAUGCUAAUCAUAUAGGUCAGAAACGCUUUGGUGUUAUACCUGGUGGGCCACCUGUUAUUCAUAAUAAUCGUCCAAUUAAUAUCAAUGGAAAUAAUUAUAUCAGACCUCGUGGUAUUGGAGCAUUUAUUUCAAAUAAUACUAAACCUCUAUUCCAAAAUAAACAAACACCACCCGCCGUCAUACCUAGUUAUGUUUUACCAUCACCAAAACAACAAGUUCAACCAUCAAAACCAAUGUCACCGGAGCCUUCAUUAUCAACUCAACCGAAAUAUGCAUUUCAUAUUUUACUUCGCAAAACUGGUCAAGAUCUAAGUACAGGACAAACCCUAUCAAAACGACGGAUAAUCAGUGAAACAAAACAAAUUGAUUUUCGUAGUGUACUUAAAUCACGACAUUUACUAAACGCUGGAGGUGAUAAUGAAUCAAUCAUCAAACCGAACAGUGCAUUUCAUCAGCCAACAACAACUGUUGACAAUCGAAUACGAAUGAAUGAUCUUUAG